Messenger RNA from Chara braunii, 3087 nucleotides. NCBI's taxonomy places the organism in Eukaryota, Viridiplantae, Streptophyta, Charophyceae, Charales, Characeae. The record is from the annotation of a GenBank genome assembly.
UACGGCUGUCGAUUUUUGUCUGGCGGCGUGGAAUCAUUUUGUGUCGCUUUUUCUUGCUGUUCGCACGAGCACGAGCACGAGCAUGAGGGUUUUUCAUCUGCCGCUUUUCCGAUUGUGUUCUGUUCCGAUGGUUUGUGAUGCCAGAGUGGACGUGGUCUUCAUCCGGCGACUUGGGGAUGCUGUCAUGUAUUGGUUGUGGAAGUGAGGAGUCAAAAAGGGCUGUUUUAGAUAGGUAGGUAGGUAGCAAAAACGUCCACUUUGUGCUCAUCGCACUGGGUUUAGUUUUGCAAAAUCAAAUUUUUAUUCAGAAUUGCUACAAGAAGAUAAAGAAAUUUUGCGUUUGUGGACCUGGACCAGGCAUGUGACACGGCAAGCAGAGGUGGUAAACUGAUGCUAAGGGAGUUGAAAGGCGAACUCCUCACUCUCUCCUAUAUUAUUGACAAGUGCUGCUAUUGAGCAAAGGAAGUGGAGGCACACGGUAGAGGUAGGCAAUAGUGGGGGGGGGCAAACAAGACAAGUUGUUGCGGAUACAUUCAAGAAGCAGAAAUCAGGACUAGCCAGGCAAGGGGGACGAUGGAGGCGGCGGCCGGAGUCCAUAUACCAGCCAGUGGUGUAGAGUCCACCACAUUUAUCGAGGUACCGGAAAGUCAUCCUCCGAAUGAACCUUCAGAAACGGAAGCUGCUCGAAGUGAUCCGCAGUCGUUGCUGAGGCUUUAUGGAUCAACUGUACAGGAGAUCGACCGGCAUGGGCAGUCCGUCCUGACAAUUGUCAUUGGGUUUGCGACCAUUGCAGCGGCUGUUCUUGCAGUCACUCCAACGUCGUGGUUCCUGAAGGAUUAUGAUGACAUGUGCUGCACUAAGGUGGACACCUCAGGGAGGUGCUGUUUCGGUGUAGAAGAAAGGCUUAGGGCUCCAUGCUGCAAUACAACGGCCGGACGGGAACAAAUCUAUGUUGUGCAAUGGGCCUCAGGGAAUUGGAGUGACACAAGGUGUCGCGUUGCACAAUCGGCGGUGCUGUUUCGGAGGAGCGGAAAGGCGAUUUUCUUAUGCCUUGGGAUAGCAACCGCCGCUGUUGCCUUUUAUGUAACCAUGAAGAUACCGCCAGCUGUAAUUGCGUGUGAGCGCAGACGGCUCAUUGAGCUGCUUGUGUUCGAACACAAGAAAAGAGCUUUUCACUUCUUCUGGCUCAGAAAGGACUACCUACUCGCCAAUGUGUAUUACCGUUUUUUCCUCGACUCCUUCGGCAUGAUGACACUCCUCCUGGUUGUGUGCUUUUCCAUGUCACUUUGUGUGUGCCUGGAAAACUAUUUUCAAGAAGCCAAAUUCUGUGACAUGCAUCAAAGGUCGUUAACUUGGUCGAAUAUUUCCCAGUAUCUCUGGGUAAUGAUCCUCGCCUUCGGCGUGUUAUUCGUUUGGAAUGCAUUUUCGGUACGCAAGUGGUGGCAUAUAGAGAACAAGAGAUACCCGUUCCUGAUUAAACAUGUUAAACAUGUUUGUCUUAGCGAUGGAAACCCAGAUUGUGGCAAUAGGGUCGCACAGUCAGCUCCUGGCCAUGACGGGGGGAGGUUCAGAGCAAAGAUCACCAGAGUAUGGAAACCUAUGCUGGUGUACUGGCAUGGUUGUGCUCAUUUUGGAGUUAGUAGAGUAAACAGCCUCUCUAAAGAUGAAAGUGGGCCGUAUGGACAGAUUCGGUCAUAACUCCAACCUCUGUGCAUUAAUCACUUUUCUGUCUGCCUCUUUGUGCGUGUAUCCAUGUGAGUGAGAGGGGUCUGGGGGGCCAGGGGAGAGAGAGAGAGAGAGAUGGUUUCCUGCCUGACAAUGUCCAUCUUAGAGUUUGGAACUUAGAAGUUAAGAGUACAGCUAGGUCAUUUUUGCAGUUUUGUAUUUUCUUUUUUAAAGGCAGGUAUUGUUUCCUUUUUGCCCUGAAAGCAUGUAGACUAUAACAUUAUUUUACGCACGCGACUAUAACAUUAUUUUACGCAUGUGACUAACAUUAUUUUACGCAUGUGAAUCUGUAGGGUUUUGAAGCCAUGAUUUGUUUAUGAACAGCUACAUGUGUGCCGUUUAGCCAUAUAGGCCGCGUGGUGCAUUUGCACUCAAUCAUGUCUGAUUCUUCUCUUUUUCUUCUUUCCUUUUUUCAGCAAACCUAACGUUCUUCGUUUCUUCUUGAUAACAUCGAGGCCGGGGACUUCAUAUUUCCACUCGGGCAAAUACUGGGAGCCGUAAUCACCUUAGAUUUAUCGGUGAUCUCACCUUCGGUCUUCUGUAACUGCUGCAAAGAACCAGUGGCAAAAUCCACACCGAACAAGUCUACGGGUCUUUACCGAGUCUUUAGCUGUUGGUCGUGUCAAGUUCCAAGGUUGAAAGCGGCACCCACAGCCUCAGGAGAGGCGCCAGAAAGUCCGUACGUUGGUAGGCCUGAGGUCAGAGGUCACAAUGAGGUACUUAAGGCCUCCAAAGUCAAAAGAAGGCACUAGGAAAAAGUCAACAGUCUGGCCCAGCAUGGGCGUCGCAGCAAAGAGUUGAAGAUCUUGCAGGCUCGGCCACAGAUCUCACAGGCAUCCAAAGGCGCAGUGCAGUUUCCAGAACAUUCCAAGGCCCGCCACGCCAUCGGCAGCAAAUCUUGGCCACUCAGAUCAAGAAAUCUCAGCCUUUUGAGGAGGCAGGCCAGGGCAGUCCGAGUUGACACUACGUCAGAGCGUUCUGCCCCAGCCCAUUGAUUCAUUUUGCCUUGCGCUGCCUUGAGGCUGGAGAGCUGCGUUCAGAGAGGUACCCCAGAGUGAGGCAGACACAAAGACAGCGAGCAAAGCUUGGCAGCUAUAGCGAGGGGAUAGACAGUGCCCUGCACCAUGCCUUACGGGCAAAGUGAGAGUGACACUGUGAGGCUUGAGGGAAGAUCAUUACCUGUGCAGAGCGGUGAGUUGUGUGUGUGUGUGUGUGUGUGUGUGUGUGUGUGUGUGUGUGUGUGUGUGUGUGUGUGUGUGUGUGUGUGUGUGUGUGUGUGUGUGUGAGUGAUAAGGACAGGUGGCUACCAGCCUACCGCGACGCUAAUCGCGGCGAGCUGUGUUUUAAAAUGCGAUAAGAAUC